Messenger RNA from Echinops telfairi (small Madagascar hedgehog), 811 nucleotides. RefSeq names its product FXYD domain containing ion transport regulator 5 (gene FXYD5). The coding region runs from base 62 to 553 and encodes 163 amino acids. Gene Ontology annotation, biological process: regulation of sodium ion transmembrane transporter activity. Gene Ontology annotation, cellular component: membrane. Gene Ontology annotation, molecular function: sodium channel regulator activity. The record is from RefSeq and is a predicted model, not a curated record. Lineage: Eukaryota; Metazoa; Chordata; Mammalia; Afrosoricida; Tenrecidae. The transcript has 8 exons.
CUGCACCGCGGCGGUCCUCUGCCCACCACGCAGCCCGCGGCUCCCGACCCCCGGCUCGGUCAUGUCGCCUACCGGUCGUCUGUGUCUCCUCAGCCUCAUUGGCCUGGUUCUGCCCACCAGAGCAGGACAGAUAUCGAAGGAGACCGUAUCCUUCCCCGCAACCGAACCAAACACAACAGACAGCCAUGUCCUGACUCAAGUCCCAGAUACUGGCCACCCGGAACUCCAGUCUGUUUCUCAGGCCUCCACUCAAAAGACCAGGGAAACAACACAGACCCAGACGCAGGCCCAGACGCAGGCCCAGGCUCAGACCCAGGCUCAGACCCAGCGACCAAAGAAGAUGGAUGAUCUUCUGACCGCAGGGGCAAAGAUGCCCAUGAGAGACAAGAAAGGGUCGGGCAAGGUCAUGGACGACGCCUUCUCCUACGACGAGGCCACCCUCCGGAAGCGGGGGCUGUUGGUUGCAGCCGUGCUGUUCAUCACUGGCAUCCUCAUCCUCACCAGUGGCAAAUGUAGACGGCUGUCCCGCGGGUGCCGGAAUCCUCGCAGAUGAGCCCGUCCUAAGUGAGGAGGCGGGGCCUGAAAGCUUAGUGGGCAUCCCGACCCCGAGCCACACCUCCGUCAGCUCUCCAUGCCCGGCCAUCUUGCUCCUUUCCUGGAGCCUCCAGAGCGGUCACAGAAGAAGACACAGAUGGAGCCAGAACUUGAACUGGUGUCCCCAAGUCCCCCACCUACCCAGAUCUGCUCUUGAAGGUUUUGCUCCCAAGUUACCCAUUCUGUUCAGACCCAAAGUAAAGCCUUGUGGCCCCUG